Vicia villosa (hairy vetch) is the source of this 1315-nucleotide messenger RNA. RefSeq lists its product as uncharacterized. NCBI's taxonomy places the organism in Eukaryota, Viridiplantae, Streptophyta, Magnoliopsida, Fabales, Fabaceae. The transcript has 10 exons. The record is from RefSeq and is a predicted model, not a curated record. Bases 77 to 1315 code for a protein of 412 amino acids.
UUUUCUGAAAAAAUGGUCUUGGAUCAUAGUUACACUGUUUCCAAUUUUAAGGUUCAGACCUUCGUCUCAUAAGUUUAUGUUGAAGUUUACUGCUGGCACUACGGUUACGGAUGAUAACAACGCUGAAAUACCUCCAAAGCCGUUGGUGUUUACUAAAUUUACUAAUAUAAUAAACGGCAACUUUAACAAGGAUGUGCUAAUAGAUGUCAUUGGUAUGGUGGAAAGUAUUGGGUAUUCACAGACCACAUCAGGUGCCCGGAAGCAGCAGAUUAACAUGAUGCUGCGUGACGGGGGUGAGAAUACUAUCAAUUGCACGCUUUGGGAAUCCUAUGCUGAACAAUUCAUGAAGUUCAAGCAGGAGCGCGGAGAUGAUUCUGGUCCUAUUUUUGUCAUGAUUCAAUAUGCUAAAGUCAAGGAACAGGGUAAGUUUCCACUGUCCGUGACAAACACGUUUAAUGUUACCGUCCUUGGUCUGAAUACUGAUUUGCUGCCGAUGAAAGAGUUUAUAGAAAGUUUUCCGAAGGAUUCCAUGAUUACGUUGUCUGGCCAGGAGGGUUCCAAUUCACAGCUUUCAGCACAGAACUCUGAAAAUCAACAGAUGACUCCUGUACCGAAAUUGCUUUCAAAGGCUGUUGUAAUGCCUAUUGGGGAUAUUAUAAAACUUAGAACUAUUACAUUUUGUGCGACUGUUGGAGAAACUAAAAUGCUAGUUGCCUCUCCGUAUGGCUGGUAUUAUCGUGGUUGUCAUGCUUGCUCAUGUAUUGCGCGUGGUGACAGAGCUCCGUUUGAGUGUGAGGCUGGACAUUUCACUGAGGCAGAGAUUUUUAGGUAUAAGAUUGAGAUUGAGGUUACUCAUGCCGGGAAUAGUUGUAACUUUCUAUUUUGGGACCGAGAGUGUGAGUUACUUUUAGGAUUGUCUGCUUCUCAGCUGCGUCAUACAAUGAUUAAGAUGUUGGAUUGCAAGAUGGCUUUCAAAGUUAAGUGGCAACCACGUUGGAAGAAUGCCUAUGUCGUUAUGCUAUUGAAGAAUGACCCUUUUGUGAAAGAGCUUGCUGAUCAGUUUCACACAGAUGAGAUGAAACAACCUGUUGUCGAAGCAAUGACCACUGUUCGAUCCGAACCUAAUUUUGUCGUCGUAAGGACGUUUACUGAUCUUGAUGUGAGUUCAACGCACAGCACAGAUCCACUUACUCCUACUGGAAAAAGACACUUUCCAGGCGCAUCAAGCGAGUCAACAACCUCGGAUGCCACGUGUGAUGGAGAACUUUCAUCAAACAAGUUAAAGAAAAUUAUAAAAAUAGAGAAGAUAGAUUAG